Molecule: messenger RNA, 3211 nt
Organism: Haliotis rufescens (red abalone)
Lineage: Eukaryota; Metazoa; Mollusca; Gastropoda; Lepetellida; Haliotidae
Product: zinc finger-containing ubiquitin peptidase 1-like
Exons: 9
Coding region: 155-2164 (669 amino acids)
Biological process (GO): regulation of gene expression
Cellular component (GO): nucleus
Source: RefSeq, a predicted model, not a curated record
UCUGAGAAAAUCCCCUUUAGUCCGUAUGUUCCAACACAUCCUCAUAGAUUAAAAAUUAUAAUGCUGUCGAGAAGAGGGUUCUCCACCAUGCCGGUGCCAGGGAUUGAAUCUGAUAUGUGAAGGGCGGGAGAGUUUCUUUUAUACUCUCACUGAAAUGGCAGAGGGGCGAGUUGGCGACACAAUGGAGUCUGACAACAAAGACGAGACAUUCACCUGCAUCCUGUGUGGGAAGGCGGAGUUGUCGGAAGAUGAGAUGAAGUUCCAUAUUAUGGUGGAACACAUAGAAGAAAAUGUCUGCUGCCCCUUCUGUGACCAGAACUGCCUCACUCCAGAAAAGCUUAACUGUCAUAUUAACGAUGAACAUAUGGAUCUCCUCAGUCCUGUGAAUCGAGACUCUGAUGAGUUUCCAGAGGCAAGUGGCACCAACGGAGAAAUGGUCAUAGAUAAAUCUGACACAGAGUUUGAUAAUAUUGAAAGUUCAAAGGUUAUCAUCAACUAUGUGAAUGACAGUGACAGUUCAGAGCAGGGAAACCCUCAUGAAGAUGGAAGCAGAACUAUUGUAAAACAAAACGAAAAGAACAUAGAAUCCAGUCAGAUAAAUUCACAAGAUGAUGUCACAUCAAAAAUUGAUGUGAAACGUUCAAAGCUUUACUUAGAUGUACCAAAGUCUUUCAAUGGUGCUCAACAGCGCCGGAACAAGUCCUCAGCUGGUUCUGAGGACACACAGACUGGGCCAGUUGUCUCCCUUGCCACACCUGAUCACACGUUUCACUGUCCAAUCUGCAGUUAUAGCACAAACUCGGAGGUGUUGAUACAGCAGCAUGUCAACCGCGACCACCGGGACAUCCUAAGCCCGAUGAAGGCACAGGAACAUGCCAUGUCGGAAGACAAAUAUGAUAUGUUGUAUUCUUGUCCAAUCUGUGGCAUGAGUUUUGAUACUCCACGCACACUAGAACUGCACAUCAACUCCAAACAUGUUGACAUUUUGAGUCCAAAUAGUUGUAACAAGCAGCAGCCAACAACACCAGGCGCCCAGUCAGCAAGUUCAGGAGAAAAUGGUGACCUAUUGUACUGCCCAGUGUGUGACCAGGAGUUUGGGGACACCCUCACUCUGUCUGCACAUGUAGAUGGCCAUUUCUCAGCGGAGCAGACGCCAGUGGCCGAGAUGUCAGAUGCUCUCCUUGCUGAAGAACUACAACGAUGUGAGACUGCGUCAGUCAGUAGAGAGAAGAAAGACUUCCAGAUGCUCCAGGCGAUGUAUGGCAUGGAUGAGAAGGCCAGCUACAAACAGCAGUAUGAGAAGAGUCUGGAGCGAGCUGUGUGGAAGGGGGACCUCACCAUCUCUGAGUUCUACCAGCAGAAGACUCGGUUACAAGCCAGUGACAUGAACGGAGUGGACGAUGGACAUUCCUGUACCAGAGGCAUAAUCCCUCACCUCCAGCAAUUCUACAGGAAGUGCCCCGGUUUUGUCAAUCAGGCCUGGCUGUGCUCUGCUGUCGACCAUUACAGUGGUUCCUAUGGCGACAAGGGCUGGGGCUGUGGCUACCGGAAUCUACAGAUGCUGUUAUCUUCACUUUCAUCAGAUCCAAACUUUUGUAAAGUUCUCUUCAAUGGUCGCCCACUAAUCCCGUCCAUCCCAAAGAUCCAACGUCUGAUUGAGGCCGCCUGGGAGAAGGGUUUUGACAAGCAGGGCUGCGAGCAGCUCGGGGGGCGUGUUGCCAACACCAGGAAGUGGAUCGGCGCCACAGAGAUCGUGGCCACUCUGUCUUCCCUCAAGAUGAAAUGUCAGUUGAUCGACUUCCAUUCCCCAUCUGGCCCUGAUGGGACUCACCCAAAGCUGUUCCAGUGGGUGAAGGAAUACUUUAGCCGUCCCGGCGCCUUUAAGCCCCCACUCUAUCUCCAGCACCAAGGUCACAGUCGGACAAUCGUAGGCUAUGAGGAAAUGCGAGACAAAACUGGGCGUCUACUUAUAUUUGAUCCCAGCACUCCCAAAAAGCAGAUGAUUCAGUUCACUGGCUUCAUCAACGGAAACAUGAUGAGAACUUUACGUCGCAACAUCAACGGACUCCGAGCCAAGCAGUACCAACUCGUAGCUGUAGUAGCUGUGUUGUCUGACAAGGAGUAUGAGGAGAGUAAAGUAAUGAAGUCGGAGCGAAUUAGUUGAGAGUUAUCUCCCUUAGAGGCACUUCACACGUAUAAUAUUUAGCAGAAGUCAACUGCUGCCUCCUGUCUAUGCACAAGAUGUCUGAGAGUGUGAGAAUAUCCAUCUGUCAUCAUCCACGUUGGUCAUAGGGACAUGUUCCUGCAUUAGUCAAACAGCCUGGCUUCACAGUAUUCUUAGAUAUCUGACACUCAAACAGUUGAGGCUGUCAGGCAGAAUCAGUCCAUCAAAGUUAUUUCCUGAGAAACUAGGGUAGGUGUAAAUGGCAGGCCACUCAAGUCUGAUUCAAGUCGUUGAAACACCAGUUUGGUUAUUGAACUCAAACUUGAUGUAUACUACUCAAAAGAAGUUAAAGAACAAAGGGAGUCUGUCAUGCCAUGACAGAUUCACUAUAGUAACAUGAAAAAGUCUGGUGUUCUUUAACUUCUUUUGAGUAAUAUAUAUCAAUCUUGCUGUACCAAGUAAAUGAUUAUGAGAUAAGGCCUAAAGAAAAAAUAGUCUUGGUUCUCAGGCACCGCCUGCAUCAUCAUUAAGUUCGCUGCACAUUUUGUUUUUAUUUCCAGUUUUGACAAAAUUCGAAAAAUUCUAAUUCUUAAAAACGGUGUGAUUCAAUAACGCAUGCAGUUACUUCCCUUUACGUGUGCACUGCUUUACUGCACAUCUCGUGUUAUAGUCCUGGCGGCAAUAGGAGUUUGUAUGCUUCUUCAUGUAGGGAGGCCCUUUCCAAGGUUGAUGGUACAAAACUGUUUAUUUGGUUACAUACUAAAAAUAACACUGCCUGCCUGCCCUAUAUUUUCAAAAGUCAUUGCCUGAGAACCAAUUCUUUUAUUUUUGUUAAGCCUAAUGUCUAAGCCUAGACCAAGACUGAAAAUUGGCUCUAGACCUUGGGGUCCCUCAGUAACAUUACAUUAUAACUUAGGCCAGAACAGUGUUUUUCUUGUCUGGUAGAUGAGUCUGUCCUGUGGUUGUUGAUAGUUUCAAACUUCCCUUCUAUUUUAAUUUGAAACAAACUUGUCUUGGCAUAUAUUGAAAAUAGCAUCCUGAAUUCAU